AUGCUCAAGAACUUUGGCGGCAUCUCAGGGGUAUGGAUGCACGACGAUCGAGAGAAUGGAGGGAUUGCUUGGCUGAUCAGUUCAGACCAUAGCACUAUCGCUGGACAGGCACGGCACACAAGCUGGGUGUUUUACUCGCGAGCUUGGAUUCCAAGUGAGGAGGCAUUUGUGGUUGAAAGCAUUGCGAGGAUCUCUCGGGACAACAAUGGAGCUCAAGGUUUGAUGCCGUUUGUCCAUCUGGGCAUGCUCCCCAACAUCUCACCAAUCAAACUGGGUCCGACCGAUGAAAAUUCACAUACGUUGGCUUCAGUUGAUACACAAGUACCUCAGCUUAAAAGAAUGGACUCGGAUGUUGCAGAGCUUGCCUCUGCUCCAAUGAUUUUUGACUCUUCAGCGGCUCAAACACAAACCUUAGCGAGCACAACUACUCAAACCCAACCGUUGGCUAGCACUACAUUGGGAGGAGACCAACUCGGCAAUCGUAAGAAAAAAGCUUCCGGGGAGUUUCAGAUCCGAUUGAAAUUCAUGAAGACUACCGACCCGCAACUGAUGAGUGGGAAUGCUCCAAAGAUUGAAGAGCAGGACAAGGCAACUAAAGUUGAGGAUCAAGCGUCGCAGAUUGGCUGGAAGACAAACGAGAAGAAUGUUGGGCCAGCAAAAAAAUUGAACAGCCCAAAAACUAAAACGAUCAAGCCCAAACGGGCGGGCAAUCGAGCAAGUGCCCGCAAAGCUCAGCAGGAUUGA
Messenger RNA from Puccinia graminis f. sp. tritici CRL 75-36-700-3, 744 nucleotides. RefSeq lists its product as uncharacterized. The record is from RefSeq and is a predicted model, not a curated record. Bases 1 to 744 code for a protein of 247 amino acids. The transcript has a single exon. NCBI's taxonomy places the organism in Eukaryota, Fungi, Basidiomycota, Pucciniomycetes, Pucciniales, Pucciniaceae.